Molecule: messenger RNA, 3247 nt
Organism: Dothidotthia symphoricarpi CBS 119687
Lineage: Eukaryota; Fungi; Ascomycota; Dothideomycetes; Pleosporales; Dothidotthiaceae
Exons: 3
Coding region: 313-3126 (937 amino acids)
Source: RefSeq, a predicted model, not a curated record
AGAAACACGACAUCAAAUAGCAUGUUACUUGAUCGAUAACGCAAACCUUCGAACAUGUGGCAGUGCAUGCAUGCGAGGUCACUCGAUGACUUCAUUUAACGAGAGGCUAUGUCGCCAAGUUUCAGCCUGGUCGUCAGCCCGUCUAUGUUCAGCUAUGAAUAUAAGCAGCCACGACAACCUAGCAGCUCCACCAUCCGUAACAUCUGUCGCGAGAUUAGCUUCUGUACUAGCUUUUACCGUUUCUCGCGAUAUCGGAUGAGAGUAUCAUCGCCCUAAUCUCACGGUUCAUCGACGAUAGUCUGACUGACGAUCAUGUUGUUAUUGCCAGAUCCCGGCAACCCAUUUUCAGGGUAUCUUGGGGAAUGGCCGGAAGCAGUUGGAGCAGAUAUCACGGCACCUGAAGAAGACGAAUCCAUCUUCGCCCACUCGUGGCUACCCACUUCCAGGAGCAAGCGAAUGGGUGGGUUCUCGAAGCACCUUGACAUACCCAUAUCGCGCCCACUAAACAACGACGAAUCUUGGGUAGCCUACAGCUUCGAGAUGCACGCGGAAGAGUGUGUUUACUGCAAAAACCCAUACAAAGUUCACCGUCGCCAUAGCAAGCUUUGUGACCAUGGCUUUAGUUUAGCUCGAGAUGUUGCGAGGCUCAUGUACAACACAUCAGACGGCGAGACGUAUAGUACGAUUGAGAGUGAAUCCGGGAAGGGGAAGAAAGAGUUGGUUCGGAUCGAGCUUCCAACCGCAUUGGUCGAAAUCAGGGGACUUUUGAAAGCUGUUGAACGCAGCUCGCGUCGCCGAGACCGGAUGCCAUUUGUCUCGACGGAUAAGCAGUACUAUGUGGUUUCUCGAGCCCCUCAAACGUCACGACCAGUACGCCAAAUUGUGAGUUCAUCGUUGGACUCUGAAUCCUCCACAUUCGAUAUUCUCCCUGAACGCAACGCCAAACAAGAGUCCCUGCACGAGGGUGACUACACAAAGCAACAUGGCACGAGAGGACAAAACGAAGCCGAAGCUCAGAACCAACCUCAUCGUGGAUUGGAAGAAAGUCGCUUCGGAAUUCCUAAUUUCCCUGAUCUUGACCAAUAUCUUGAGCAUGAUCUUGAAUUUUCUGGGACGAAUACUGAAGAGAACGACAACAUAUCUGUAGUUUGUUCGGACAAUGGCUCUAUCUUUUCAGUCGAAUCUCAGGCUUCAUCGGCAACUGACCUUUCAAAAGUCGAUGCGAAUAUAGAGACACAGAUAGCAUUUGCUGUCCGAAAGCUGCUUGCUCCGUUCCAGAAUAACCAAAUGUUUUCGCCGCCGAUCCAUUUUAAGCAUGAUCCUCUUCUGACCUCUUUCGCAACAUUUUCCAAUCAGUUGGAAGAAGUUGGUUUUGCACAACUUGACUUUUCAUCAUUCGGAGAGGUUAAGCUUGUGACAUUUUUCUGUGCAAAUCCAACUCUCGACACCUCCUUAUUCUUCAAGCGAGCGUUCAAACACAAGUCCUUUGUGGAACUCCUCAAGCACUUUCUAGAAAUACACCGAUCAAAGAGGGCGACCCUAGGGGGAUUCCAAGGAAGACAUGGCCAGAAAACGAUAAAUGAAAUAGUCAGCGAUUGGCAAGCAAACCAGCGAAAACAUAGUACUAUGAACGCCGAUAUAUACAACACUUCUCGUGUCUUCACCCCAAAAGAACUCGAGUUCCGAAAGGAGGAGACAGAUCAGGUCGGUGAGGAGAGAUUAGUUGAGCUCCACGAGGAAGAAGUAACGCAAAACCGAGACGAAAACAAUAUGCCACGGAUUGGUGGAAGUCGAGCACCCUUACAAGGAGGCGCUCUCUUCCAGAGUCUCUUUGCAGACAGCCAGUACUUGACAUUACGCGCGUCAAUCCGGAACAUCAUCCAGUCAGUUCCUAAAAGAUCGAUACAUAUAUCUUUAUCAAAUGAUGUGUCCCUGACAAACACGGCGAAAGGAUUUCUAGAAGACUAUACAGGACAAGAAUGGGAUUGGUGGCCUCUGACGUCGCGGUUAGAUGAUUUGCAGCCUGGAGACAGACGUCUUGAGUGGCAGUUUUGCGGACAAACUCUUUUCGAAACGAUCUCAGCCGAGGAAGCCAAAAUCGUUCAAGAUGUGCUGGAGACAACGCCCAAUCAUCCUGCAGAAUGUUAUUGCUGUGAAGACCAUGAACAUCAGAUUACCUGGACUGCCAUUUUUGAUUGCAUGAACACGUAUCUGUCCGGUUUAUUGCAAAAUCGAUUACCAACGACUUCUUCAAGUGGCUCAAAACAAUCGAAGGCUAUGCAGCGCUACACUCCUCCAGGCUCAUCUUCUGCAAGUUCUUCGACUCAAAUAUCUCAAAACUUGAGCCAGAUACCAUCAAACACCACGAGUGGAAAUGGUAGUACCAAAUCAGUACAGGUCCAAGGGAACAGUACAAACAGUACUAUAGCUCCACCACCACCAGUCUCUAACUGGGUCUUGUUCGGAGUACAAGGCUCACGUUGGUCCCUCGAACUCGAACAUAUUGGGAUAUCGAACCUUAUCAACGAUCCUACUUUCUUUUCAGAACUAAAGUCUAGGUACAAACGGCAUCGUGGUUGGACCAGGUUCUUAUUAUCGCCUUUUCGCUUCCGCUUCUGUCGCUUCGUCAAAUUCGAGAAGUUUGAUGCUAAUCGCAUCCUGUCCCACGGCGAAGACCUCCCAGACUACCAUGGUUUCGAACACGACUACGAGUACGCUCCAAGGCCCGGCAAGAACCCGCUCAUCAACCCCAAGACGUUCGCUGUCUGUCUCAACGCUUGUGGCGCAUCCUGUAUCUGGCCGCUCCUCAACCCAUGGCACGAUUGUGUCAAACUCCCCCGCCGUUGCGAUAAACUGCGAUGCAUUCCCAAGAAGAAGAGCGAGUUUGAUGUUGACUCUGAAGAUGUCGAGAUUGUUGCAUGGGGUCUGGAGGCUGACUAUGCACUGUCGUUUGCAUUUCUCGCGGCCUAUCAUUUGGUGCCUAUAUUUGCCGCGUUGGGGUUCUGGGUUUAUUGGUUGUGGACACAUCCUGGAGACUUGCAGAACUCGUCUGUUCCGAUCUUCACGGUGUUGGCGCUGUUUGCUGCAUUUUGGAUGAUGUUUGGGAAACAUCUUGGGAUGGGGUGAUUGUUCAGGCAGAAUGUCUUUGGAGCCGUGUUAUUGCUUGGGCUUUCGAACACGCACACACACUAACACAUCGGGCAGCUAGCUUAUUAAAGACAUUACUUCGUUCUGCUUCGCAGUUGCU